Zingiber officinale is the source of this 1495-nucleotide messenger RNA. RefSeq names its product multiple organellar RNA editing factor 1, mitochondrial-like. The transcript has 5 exons. Gene Ontology annotation, biological process: mitochondrial mRNA modification; cytidine to uridine editing. The record is from RefSeq and is a predicted model, not a curated record. Gene Ontology annotation, cellular component: mitochondrion. Bases 56 to 1273 code for a protein of 405 amino acids. NCBI's taxonomy places the organism in Eukaryota, Viridiplantae, Streptophyta, Magnoliopsida, Zingiberales, Zingiberaceae.
CUGGUCUCUGCGGGUCUUUCGACGUUAAACCCUAAUCGUGCUCACUCGUCUCGCCAUGGCGCAAGCUGCUCUCCGCCUCCGCCGGGCCGUCGCCUUCUCGCCCUCCUUGAUGAGAGGUCCUCGCUCUUUCUCAUCAGUAUCUGCCUCUCGUUCUCUGUCGACGGUUCUCUACUCCUCCACCGCAUCUCCAGCCUCCUUCGCGAACUCGAGCCUCCGACCGGACUACCCCUUCGCGCAACGUCGCUUCUUUCGCUCGUCGAUGGCGCUUGGAAGCAGCCAUCCUGGCGGAGGAAUGGACAGCAAGAUCUCGCCGGACGAGAUUCUCUUUGAGGGAUGCGACUACAACCACUGGCUGAUCACCAUGGAUUUCCCAAAGGACCCCGCCCCAACUCGCGAAGAGAUGAUCGAGACAUACAUCCAGACGCUGGCCAAGGUUGUUGGAAGCGUGGAGGAAGCUAAGAAGAGAAUGUAUGCCUUAAGCACCACGACUUAUCAUGGUUUUCAGGCUGUAAUGACAGAAGAAAUGUCGGAGAAGUUUAGAGGUUUGCCCGGUGUUGUCUUCAUUUUGCCUGACUCAUAUAUUGAUCCUGUCAAUAAGGAAUAUGGAGGUGACAAGUAUGAAAAUGGUGUUAUUACUCCAAGGCCUCCUCCAAUUCAAUAUGGAACGCAAGGUAGAUUACGGAAUCAAAACAGAAGUGAACGACCAAAUUAUAACAGGCCACCGCCACAUGGAAAUCCGCCAAGUGGGCAACAGGGUUCAUUUCAAGGCGAUGGGUGGAACAGGGCCCCCCAGCAGAGUUAUAAUCCAUCUGGACAAUAUGGAAGGGGUUAUGAUACUCCUGGUACUGGAAAUUUUGCUCCGAGGAAUGACUUUGGACAAGGAGAACAUCAAAACUAUGCACGGUCAGCAGUAAGAGAAGGUAAUCAAGGAGGGUUUAGGGGUGCAACACCUCCAUAUCAGAGAAACUUUGGUGGAGGAGAUCGUGCAAAUUAUGCCCCUUCGGAGCAGAGGAACUCCAUACGUGGUCCUGGAGGACCCGGAGGGGAAAAUACACAUAGAAGCUCUUCUGAUUAUGGUUUUAAUCAAGAAUAUAGGCAGGGAGGAGUGCCUGGUAAUCAUUUGGAUUACAGACAAGGUGUGAAUCCUGGUUAUGGUGGAGAAAACAAGAGGGGAGCUGGUUUUGAUGGUGAUUACAAACAAGGAUCAGCUUCGGCCUAUGAGCAAGAUUAUCCUGCAUCUAAUCAGCAAGGUUCCUGGCAGGAGAGGCAGUAAAGAGGUGGAAGUUAUUCAGAUUGUUAAGCUAGGUUUCACAGUUCUAAGGUCCCUACCCUUCAUGACCUUUAUCUAAUGUGUAUUCUGUAUCGAAGAUCUGUAAUCCUAGAACACAACUACAAGACUUCUCCCCUUUCAUGUAAGUCGUAGACUUUUAUUUUUAGUCGUGGCUGUGUGCUUGCUUUUGCGACACUCAUAAAAGGACGAAUGAGGGUUUAGAGA